Messenger RNA from Salvelinus fontinalis (brook trout), 4157 nucleotides. RefSeq names its product signal peptide, CUB and EGF-like domain-containing protein 2. The record is from RefSeq and is a predicted model, not a curated record. Gene Ontology annotation, biological process: signal transduction. Gene Ontology annotation, cellular component: cell surface. Gene Ontology annotation, molecular function: calcium ion binding. The transcript has 22 exons. Lineage: Eukaryota; Metazoa; Chordata; Actinopteri; Salmoniformes; Salmonidae. Bases 90 to 3038 code for a protein of 982 amino acids.
GCUAGAAUGAAAAUGAGGCGGACACUUGGUCAAGACUUCAGAGCAAACGCGUCCUUUUAAGGACACCUCUAAACUUGGAUCAUAUCACCAUGGGAGCUAUUUGUAUUGCAAGAGACUUUUGUUUGUUUUUGCUCUUGUUAAAUACUCGCCAAAACGGAGCUCUUCUAGAGAACCCAGACAUUGAUGAAUGCGAUAUCGAGUACAAUGGUGGCUGUGUACACGAAUGUAACAACAUACCAGGCAAUUAUCGUUGCACUUGCCAUGAUGGAUUCAAUUUAGCGCACGAUGGACAUAAUUGUCUAGAUGUGGACGAGUGUGUCUUCAACAAUGGAGGGUGCCAGUAUACAUGUGUCAACACCAUGGGGAGUUAUGAGUGCCGCUGCAAAGAGGGCUUCUUCCUCAGUGACAACCAGCACACAUGUAUCCACCGCUCUGUGGAGGGCCUUAGCUGUAUGAAUAAGGAGCAUGGCUGUGCUCACAUCUGCAAGGAGACACCCAAGGGAGGAGUGGCCUGCGAGUGCCGCCCAGGAUUCGAGCUGGCCAAGAACCAAAGAGGCUGCAUCUUGACUUGUAACCAUGGUAACGGGGGCUGCCAGCACACUUGCGAGGACAUGGAGCAGGGGCCCAUCUGCAGGUGUCAUGUGAGGUACACCCUGCACCCUGACGGCAGGUCCUGUGUAGAUCGGGAUGAGACAACUACUGAGAGCUCUGAUCACAACGCCACGUCCUUCACUGAGGUGGACAAACGUGUCAAGCGCAGACUGUUCAUGGAGAACUGUGCGGUGAAUAACGGGGGGUGUGACUCCACGUGUAAGGACACAUCCACGGGCGUACGCUGCAGCUGCCCUGUGGGCUUCACUCUGCAGCCUGACGGGAAGACGUGCAAAGACAUUAAUGAGUGUGAGCUGCACAACAGCGGUUGCGACCACUUCUGCAGGAACACCAUCGGCAGCUUUGAGUGUAACUGCUGGAAGGGCUUCAAGCUGCUUACUGACGAGCGCUCCUGCCAGGAUAUAGACGAGUGUUAUUUCGAAAGGACAUGUGGUCACACGUGUGUGAACUCCCCUGGUGGUUUUGAGUGUGUUUGCAACAAAGGGUACAGCCUGUAUGGACUGGCCCACUGUGGAGACAUAAAUGAGUGCAGUGUGAACAACGGAGGUUGUGAGCAGGGUUGUGAGAACACCAUGGGUGGGUUUGAGUGCCACUGCCACCCUGGUUAUAAGCUACACUGGAACAAAAAGGAUUGUAUUGAGGCAGAGGGUUUCCCAGCAACAAAGCCCCCCUCUAAACCAACCUUGAACUGCAGCAGGCAGGAGGGAGGUGACCGCUGCUACCUGACUUGCCAGUCCCAGGUCCACAUCACCAGUGGGAUGGACGAUUCUUAUACAGUGACCUGUGGAAUGCCUCUGCCCUGCUUGGCUGGAGCACAAAGGAAUGGAAGUAGCUCGUAUUGCUUGGGACCAGAAAUGUCAAGUGUCCUGCGAAUUAAGACCACAGCCACUUUUAAGUCUGGCACAGGAAAGUGCAACUUGAAACGUAGUCAAGAGAGACUGAAGGAGAGCCUGAACGCAGCUCACUCAGGCAGCAGGUCCCCCUUCACGGAGAACGUCCAGUUCAGUUAUGUGCGCUUGCGCUGCAGCUCGUCUGGCCACCGAAUGCGGAGCCGUCACGGCAGGAAGGCGGGUUACGAGGAGGAGGGCUCUUCCAUCACAGCUGAGUUUGAGUUGGAUGUGAACCUAGAGGAGGUAACAGCAGAGAGCUGUGACCUGGGCUGUGUGCGCCGGCACUCAGAGAAGAGGCUGAGGAAGACUAUCCGUACUCUGAGGAAGUCCAUCCACCGGGAGCAGUUUCACCUCCACUUCGCUGGCUCUAACUACGAGCUGGCCAAGAGGCUGGCCCGGCCGGUGGACCUGCCGGAACACUGUGGGAAAGGACAAGUGCUGGUGGACAGGAAGUGUGUGAGCUGCACUGUUGGAACGUACUAUGACAGGGAUCAGGGAAGAUGUGUUCUGUGUCCAGCUGGAAUGUACCAAGAUGAAGAGGGGAAGAAUUCUUGUGAGGCCUGCCCAGGGCCAGAGGUGAGAGGAAGCCCCAGGUCGGUUGGGGCGUGGAAUAUCUCUGAGUGUGGAGGUCAAUGUCCCCCUGGUCAGUUCUCCCAUGAUGGCUUCAUCCCUUGCCUGCCCUGUCCCCUGGGUACCUACCAGCCAGAGGUGGGGCGCACUUCCUGUUUCCACUGUGGAGGACACCUGGUCACCAAACACAAUGGUGCCGUGUCCUUCCAGGAGUGUGAGACCAAAGUCCAGUGUUCACCGGGACAUUACUACAACACCAGCACACACCGCUGUAUCCGUUGUCCCAUGGGGACGUAUCAGAUGGAGUUUGGUCAGAAUUACUGCAUCUCCUGCCCAGGAAAUACCACCACCGACUUUGACGGCUCCACCAACAUCAUGCAGUGCAAAAACAGACACUGUGGGGGAGAGAUGGGAGAUUUCACUGGCUACAUUGAGUCUCCCAACUACCCAGGGAACUACCCAGCCAACAUUGAGUGCACCUGGACCAUCAACCCACCGCCCAAGCGCAGAAUCCUCAUCGUGGUCCCAGAGAUCUUCCUCCCCAUCGAGGAUGAGUGUGGAGACUACCUGGUCAUGAGAAAGAGCUCUCUCUCCAACUCUGUGACGACCUAUGAGACCUGCCAGACCUAUGAACGGCCUAUUGCCUUCACCUCCCGCUCCAAGAGGCUGUGGAUACAGUUUAAAUCGAAUGAAGGGAACAGUGGGAAGGGCUUCCAAGUCCCUUAUGUGACCUAUGAUGAGGACUACCAGGAACUCAUCGAAGAUAUAGUCAGAGAUGGAAGAUUAUAUGCCUCUGAAAAUCACCAAGAAAUUCUCAAGGACAAGAAGCUUAUGAAGGCACUGUUUGAUGUAUUGGCCCACCCACAGAACUUCUUCAACUACACAGCACAGGAGUCAAGAGAAAUGUUCCCCAAAUCCUUCAUCCGAUUUCUACGUUCUAAAGUCUUGAGAUUCCUUCGCCCUUAAGAAGGCACUAUCAUCAAGUUGCUUCAUGGAUAUCUCAGAAAACGCUUUUACCAGUUACUCCCUAGAAAAGAGUCCUUUACUUAUCCUGUCUGUACAGAGACUGACUGAGGCUAGAGUUGACAAAGAGAGAUGGACUCGGACACUUUCCUCAAAUGGACUUCAAUUGGAACUUCUGGGAAUAGGUGGGUAGUGGACUGUCAUGGUGGAGACAAGUGGCAGCUCCCGCUAUCACAUCUGGUCUACAUUCUAGAGCUAAGUUUUUGUGCUUCGAUACCACAUCUAUCUCUGAUACUUCCAUACACUCCUGUGUGUGAGCAUUGCAACGUUUAGACAGACUUUGUCUUUUCCUUUUGAUUUUAAACUUUCAUUCUCAGGAAUAAAGCUUGAAGUGGUAAGCGGAUGAGAAAAGACUCUUGAUUAUGUAUAAAAAGUUAACUGAGGUUUAUGCUAAAUGUCAACCACAUAGAUAGUGUAUACUUAUAACAUACAUUAUUAAAAUCAUGUUUCACAUUUAGAUCAGAAUUGUUGACAGAAAUAUGCCUGAAUAUGAGAAAAGAAUAUAGCACAAAUGUGACUUUAUGGUGGGAACUUUAAAGCACUACAAAGAAUGUAGUGAUACCACAAAAUAAAUGAUCCUUAUGAAUGUAUUGUAUAUUGUGUAAAAAGUAUUAGAUGAAAAUGUUAACGUAUUGUAGUUAACUGCAUUCCUGACACGUGUGCAGUAUCAACACAUCCCCUCACAACCUGUAUUUUUGCUGCCUCAAAUUAAUGUUAGCGUUUUCCACUGUCCUGAAAACAUGGUUUUACUUAAUAAAUGACCAGACAGUGAAUAUUCCAUGCCACUGGGCUUUGAGUGAACAACAAAUGCCCAUGGACCAAGACUAGCUCUUCACUAUGAUCAUUCAAACAGAUACCAAAGACUACUUUUCACUACUCAUAGAAGUGAGAUUAUUGAGUGGUGUGACUAGAAAUGUAGAGCAAUAUGAGGGGGAUCAAGUGAGAUUAUACAUUCCAGAUAUGGAAUGAGAGGUUUGUAAAAUAGAAUUGCUCUAUUCACUUAUGACUUAGCAAAUAAAUGUAUGUCUAUAUUUUUAUGUUUGUACAUAUAACAUGUUGUAA